Molecule: messenger RNA, 2226 nt
Organism: Penicillium malachiteum
Lineage: Eukaryota; Fungi; Ascomycota; Eurotiomycetes; Eurotiales; Aspergillaceae
Exons: 2
Coding region: 1-2226 (741 amino acids)
Source: RefSeq, a predicted model, not a curated record
AUGAGUUUCUCUAUCGCCUUAUCCGCUGCGGCGGCGUCAAGACCUGGUGUCACCCGCCCAGCCAUGUCCCUUCUAGUGUCUUCACAUCCUGCCCAAUGCCGAAGUAUAUGUCGUGCUGCUCGAAAUACACAAGCUGGAAUGGAGAAGCCAGAACGCACCUCCCGAUCCUUUACCAAGUGCUUCCGCCCUCUUGCCAGUAUUCGCUCCAGCUUCUCUGACAUCUCAUCUGGUCGCGAGAAGACCUUCUGGGAAGCUGAGCGAGAACAGAUGAUGCAGCGUAUGGCACAUCUGAAGAAAAGCAUGUCAGAUGAUCCGUCAAAUGCUCUGUUCAGUCAUCAAGUAGAAUCCCUUCGCCGAAUGAACAAGUCUAAAGCAGCAUGGUCUGGCUUUUUGCAGUCAAUCAUCACUACUGAGCACCAGCCUGUCCAAUCUGACAUGCCCCUUAAAUCUCACCUUCAAGACUUCAACUUCGCCCAAUCACCCGAGAUAACUCGUGAUGGUCGCCAAUAUGACCCGAUCAGUGGACGCAUGGCACCGCAAGCACCACAGCCAUCAAAUCUAAAAACUCAGACACAGAGUGCUCAGGCCAUUGACUGCACCCCCGGCGGCGAGUUAGAAACGAAAUUUGCCUCCAAUCCAUCUCUGGUAGAUGAGGGUCAAUUUCAGCCAGGGGCUUCCGUCUCGCACAUUGCUCCUGAAGCAUCUCUCAGCUCUAAAACUAUUGACUGUUCCCCUGGAAGUGAACUGGAGGCUCUGUUUACCUCAAACCCUGCCAGUUACAAAGAUGUUCGAACGAUGACUGGCGCUUUCCAAGAGUCUGCUCAUAAACCUAACAUCAACAUUGACUGCCCACCUGGGAACGAGUUGGAGGCUUUGUUAAUCUCAGAGUCUGUUCACUCAGGACAGCCACACGCUGAAUCAUUCCAGCCCUCGAAAAACAUUACAAAAUUGUCCGCAGAUGCUGGCGUCAGCGCUGGACGAACUGUCGAGUGCUCGCCUGGAAAUGAAUUGGAUGCAUUGUUCAUCUCCAAGCCUGCUCUUCGCGCAGAUCAGACAUCUUCGCUGGAAGAUUUUGGAGCCAAUUCCCUCGGCCAAUCCAACAAUGUUACAGUCGAUUGCCCUCCGGGUAAUGAGUUGGAGGCAAAGUUUGUCUCGGAAUUGGGUUCUCAGAGUGAGAAGGCUCACCUCAAAAAUGAUACGGUUGACUGCUCCUCUGGGAACGAGCUCGAGGCAAAGAUAAUUUCUGAGGCAGCCAUGGAUCGUAAUGAAGCCAUCAUCGACUCCCCACCUGGCAAUGAGCUAGAAGCCAAGUUCGUUGCCGACCCGGUUCCAGUUGAAGAUGGCCAAUUUCAACCUUCUUUGGUCUCCGAUGAGCUCCACGCCCAACAGGCCAAUAUCACUCUUGACUGCCAUCCAGGCAAUGAAUUAGAGGCUAUGUUCAUCUCCAAGGCGGCCAGUGGUAGCCCUUCGAUGAUCGAAGAUCUUAGUUCUUUGCAAGCAAGCGACAUCCGCACCCGAUAUGCUUCCCUGGAUACCUUGUCUAAGCCAGAAUCCCAUCUAUCCAAGAAUGUCGAUUACUCUGGCUCAGAGGACCGAAUCGGUGACUACAUUCUGAAAAAUCAGAAAACCUCUGCACCAGAAGCGCAGCAAGAAGUGUCCCCUAUUUACCGCAUCCUGACCUACGAUUCUUCCACUUUUGAAAUUACCACAGCCGAGUCUGACCUCUUCUUUGGCGUGAACGAUACCAGCCCAUUGAUGGAAGUCCUCUCGCGCUUACAAAACCCUGCCAAGUUUGUGCCUUAUUUUGAGAAAAUGCAGCGCGAUGGGUACGAGAUUGCCACUGGCGGUGGUGAUAUUCUGGUAUUCCGAAAGAGCGGCAACUUAGCUGCAGCAGAGCAGGAUUCUGCUAUCCACGCUGAUAUUGCUCCAUUCCUUCGACACGACUCAUACCCGACCGCAAGCUCCACUGGCUCGCGGUCGCCUUUCACCAACCAGCCACCUCCCGCAGAUGAAUCAAAUGGUGUUGGGGAUGAACCUACGAAACCCUCCAGCUCCAAAUCCUCUAUUCGAAAGACCCUCAGUAGGGCUACUUUUGCCGUUACAGCCACUGCUGCAUCGUGUUAUGCUCUCGGUGUUGUGAUUGAGUAUUUUUGUACUGGAGGACAGGAUGGUCACGGCAUUGACGGGUUCACUGCCUUUGAGUCGGAGCGUCGUCACCUAGGGUAA